Molecule: messenger RNA, 2266 nt
Organism: Amphiprion ocellaris (clown anemonefish)
Lineage: Eukaryota; Metazoa; Chordata; Actinopteri; Pomacentridae
Exons: 4
Coding region: 251-637 (128 amino acids)
Source: RefSeq, a predicted model, not a curated record
GAAGAGAAGAGAAGAGAAGAGAAGAGAAGAGAAGAGAAGAGAAGAGAAGAGAAGAGAAGAGAAGAGAAGAGAAGAGAAGAGAAGAGGGAAAAAAAAAGAAAAGAAUCAGCUCCACCUGAGUUGUUCAGUCUCUCAGGUUACCUUCUCUAAAUAAGACUCCUCCUGGGUCAGCUGUCAGUGGAUGAUGUGUCUUUAAUGUGCAGUGGGGCAUGGAACAGGAACCCUGUUGAAUGGACUUGACUGGUCGGUGAUGGCAGGAUCAGGUGUCGCUCUGAGGCUGCAUGAGUUCAGAGAGCCUCAGGACUCUAAAGAGCUCGACAGACCAACUAAACUAACCCCGAAAGCUUCACGUCUGGGGAAGGAUGUACAGGGAUUAUAUCCAGGACAGCUGGCCAGAGUCCAUGCUGUCCACUCAAAGUACUGUGGCUAUAAUCACCACAGCAUAACGGCUCAGUCGCUCAACAAGUCCCUUCAAUAUCCAAACCAUCAAGUGGAAAACCACCAGGCGAGUUUUGACAUCUGCACCUUGAGAGCUCUGAGUCUCCUCCGACACAGUGCUGAAGUCUGGGAACAGCGCCCCCCUCAGACGGCCUACCAGGAGCACUUUGGGUUGCAGUCUCCUCUCUUUCUUCAGUGACACGUUAUAUUUAUUCUGUCAGAUGACAUCAAGCGCUAUUUUGAAACCAGUUCUCUCCCAAUUUGAUGUGCUCAUAUUGAUUCUACAGCGACCAACAAAGCCGAACCGAAGCACAUUAUUCGUAUAUUUGAGGAGUUCAGUUGCAAAAACAAGGCUGUUCAUUCAGCCACUUGGCAUUGUCAGAAAUGCAGCAUUUUUUUUAAGAAAUGCAGCAUUUGUUUAUUAGUUACUGAUGGUCAGAAAUCACGGCAACAUAGAAUGUGGCCAUUUAUUAUAGAUGUACCCACAAACAUGAGCACAGGUGUGUGUUAUGCAUGUGUACGUUAUGUAUGGACACUGAAUCGCAUGACCUAAGUAUGUAGCGGGUGGUGAGAAUUGAUGGGACUUGGAAACACCCCCACAAUUUAAUCAAUUGCUCCUCUUUGUGAAAUUUCUGACGGAAAAGUCCUGAUAAGUCCGUAACGGUUGAUUUGUAGUAGGAUCACAAUCGUGAUCAUCAGCAGGCAGCUGACGUAGUGUUCACUUGUUGUCAUAGUUACAGUGAUGCCGUGCUGCUAUCUCACAAUGAACAGAAAUCUUUAUCAAAUCUGUGGAUCCAGACUUAUAAGCUGCAUCACAGCCAAAGUCUAAUCACUUAGUCCUUGUGUCAUUUCUGACCUUCCCUGAAAAUGUAAUCUAAAUCUGUUAGUCUGUUUUUGAGUAAUGUUGCUGACAGACAGACAAACGUAUGCCAACACCAACCAACAACCAACAACCAAACCAACGCUGUUUGGUUGAGGCUUUGACUGUGUAUAAAAGCAGGUACACUUCAGUACUAAAUACAUAAGGCUCAUGGACAGGACACAUUUUGAAGCCUAGUGUAGUGGCUUUGGCCAUAAUCUUGCCAUUGCCUCACUCUUCAUAACUUCUGGCUAAUCCAAAAAUGAAUAAAGAGUAAGAGUGUAAACGGAGCUGAGGUGGGCCAAGCACAUGUCUCUGGGCAUGGACUGUUCUACGAUGGCAACCACCUGUCACUCAAAGCAGCCACAUCCUGAAUCAUGCAGAAGUUUAAUUUAAACAGAUGAGUUCUAUAAGGAUUCGCCCCUGUUAACACGUGUCAUUACUUUAGGUAGUUAGCUAUAGAGACCAAAAACACUUUUAGCACCAGGCUGUUUAUUUCUAACAUUUUCACAUGAAAGUUUGUGGGAUUUGACUCACUUUUGGAGCCAGCCUCAACUGGGCACAAACUGCAGGCACUUCUGUGUUGGCUUCAUUUAUCAGGAAAGUAAAAUAGAAUGGAGAUAGCUGUUUUUGCACAGGACCCCUUCAUUUACAAUGGUUGUUUGCAGAAUAAAUUAUUUGAUGUUCAUGUUAGUCUGCAGUAGAUUUGAGUGUGUAAACAGAAACAAUAGUACCGGUAGUAGUGUCAUUUUUGUAAUGAUGAUAUUAGAAACUAGUGUGACUAAUGGAGAAACAGCUGACAUAACUCAUGCAGAAGGGCCCUGUAAUUAAUCUUUGAAGCUUGACUGAAAAUGUAAAAUGCAUACUAUUGUGUAUAUCUUAAUCUAUAUUUUUGACUUGUUGAUUUUAGUUUGUUUGCCAUUUGUAAUUAUUUUACAAGUGAAAUAAAAAGAAUUUUUGCAUGCGUAA